Molecule: messenger RNA, 5076 nt
Organism: Crotalus tigris (Tiger rattlesnake)
Lineage: Eukaryota; Metazoa; Chordata; Lepidosauria; Squamata; Viperidae
Gene: KCNJ14
Product: potassium inwardly rectifying channel subfamily J member 14
Exons: 3
Coding region: 2916-4166 (416 amino acids)
Biological process (GO): regulation of monoatomic ion transmembrane transport; potassium ion import across plasma membrane
Cellular component (GO): plasma membrane
Molecular function (GO): inward rectifier potassium channel activity
Source: RefSeq, a predicted model, not a curated record
ACUAAUCAAGGAGAGAAGCAACCUGGAAUUAAGGAGAAACUUUCUAACAGUGAGAACAAUUAACCAGUGGAAUAAGAUUGUUUUUAGAGGUUGUGCGUGCUCCAUCACUGGAAGUCUUGAAGAAGAGAUUGGACAGCCACUUGUCUGAAAUGGUAUAGGAUCUCCUGCUUGAGCAGGGGGCGGGGUUACUAUAAGACCUCCAAAGUCCCUUCCAAUUCUCUUCUGAUUGAUUUAUAUAGCAAAUGGAUUUGAUAUAAAGGAGAAGGGAAGCAUCACUCAUUGGAAAAAGAGAAAGCUUUGUGGUGAUUACCCAGUGCAUACAUUCAUGUAUUCUUGGCAGUGAUACAGAAGUGAUUUGCCACUGUCUAGUCUCAAUAUUUGUUUUACUUUUCACUCUAGCUAUCAACUAGCCUGCAAUCCUGGGAUUUCCAUAUAGUGAAUUCAUGCCAUCAGUGUGCAUGACACUUGAUAAGGCAGCCCCAAGCUGUUUUCAAGGAAAUUAAGACAGAUGAAAUCAGGGACAGAGUGAAAAUCCACAUUCAACUGUAUGAGAUUUUUACCCUGCUCUUCUUCAGAAUCGCAACUCAUUAUAUAAUCAACAGAAGAACAUUCUAGCUUCAAAUAGUAAGAAUGGGCCACUUUAAAACUGUGGAUUAUCCAUACAUCGAUUUGGUUUUCAUAGGAUAUUGUUUCCAAAAUCUGAUCUGGGGAGAUUUCGAUCUGUCUGACUUUUAGAGGGAGAUUUGUAACUUUCAGGAAAUAAAUAUUCCAGAAUUGGAAAUGGCAAAAUAAAUAUUAGAAUGUACAAAGUGAACAUUGAAAUGGCUUUUCUUGCUCAGAACAGAGAUUUUUUUUAAUGCAACAAAAAUAGAGAUGCAAAUAUACAAAUUCCUUUAGAUCAUCAAAUCUUCCAAGAUUUAUAUCUUCUCAUACAUUUCAAUCAUUUUGAGAAAUUCAAAAUUGACUUAUUUCUGGGAUCCAAGAAGCAUCUAAGAGGGGUCUUCUGAGCCAUGGCACCCCCCAAGUGAUACAUAGCUUAUAUAGUAGUUCUCAAAAGUUUUCCAAGGACAAAUUAACAUUUCCAUAAAGUAAAAAGUUGGCUCUGAUAUUGCAGAGGCAGAAUUGUAAGGAGUUGUUCAAAUGCUUCACAGAAAAGGGAGGGUUAAGGAAAGAUAGCAAGGCAGAUUUUAAGAGGUCAGGAAGGCAGAUCCGUGCAAGAGAGACAGUGAGGGAACAAGAUGGAACUGAUGACAUUUGAACCAGCAAGUCAGAAUAUGAGAAGCAAAGGUCAUGCAAUCACAAAGAACUAUUGGGAUAAGAACAAUAGAGGCAUUCGAGGGCACAGUAAGAACUGAAUAUCAAUGAAAUACAGGGCUACACAUUAGAUUUUUAAAAACGUUGGAUCCAGCCUACCUUAACAGGACAAUCUUUCUGUUCCUUUCUUGAAAAAGAAAAAAGAGCUUUUUAGGAAGAUGAAAUAGGCCAUUUUUUUCUAAGUGCACAGGUAGUUCUCAAUUUACAACCAUUCAUUCAAUGACUUGUUUCAAAAUGACAACAGCGCUGAAAAAAGUCACUUAUGACUUCUCCUCACACUUGUGACCACCACAGCAUCUGGUGUCGUGAUCAGAAUUCGGGCAUUUGGAAACCAGCAUGUAUUUACAAUUGUCCCUGGUUCAUGCAAUCACCAUUUGUGACCUUUCCAGCCAAGCAAAGUUAAUGGGAAAAGUAAGGACUGUAUGGUUCACUUAACUCCCAUCUUGGUUAAACACAGAAAUUCUGGUCCUAACUGAGGCUACCUGCACUCAGGAUUUCUCCCAGACAAAUUUUUUAUUGAUUUGCAACCUUAGUUCCAAUGGGUAAAAUAACCAUGAUGUAACUCUGUUUAGGAGAGACACAUACAUCACAGCAGCCACUGUAUUCCAGCGAGAGGUUUACUGUUCUGUGAAUGAACAAAAUGAGAAUAUAUUUUCUACCACUUUCUCGCCAUUGCAUAAACUUUUUAUUCAAAGUUUUACUGAUUACCAAAUCAAGCAGCCAUGCCACAGUAAUAGAAUUACAUGAUUCAAAAUUAAGCACUGGAUUGUCAUGUUGCAGUGAAAAUGAAUGAUCAGAGUGCACAUUGGCCAAGAGGCCACAUUUUAAUAUUCCAGUACCACAGAAAACGUUGCUGCUCUAAUUAUAACAGAUUUAUCUCAAGUAGAAGAUUAAAAUAUUACUAAGACACAAUUAAUUAUUUUAAAAAUGCUACCCCACCAUCAUGAUUUUUAUUGGAAUUCUGCCUUUAGUUCCCCAUAGACGUGGAGCAGGAUAGAGCAGGUUGUUUCCCUGAAUGGAGCCAGUAGCAUUUCUGCUUCCCUUUGAUAAUUCUCUAUCUUCUGAAGGAAAUCAGCUUGGUUUUCCUCCUUCCUGUUGCAUUCUUCUUCCCUUGGGGUGCUGAAUGUGGCUUUGGCUGGUUUCUUUGCCCUGAAGGAUUAACAAUUCAUCUUGAAAGGCUGUUGGCUGGAAAGACUUUGAAGGCCUCACUCUUGAGGAAGAAGCCAAUCCUGUUGAUGGCUCUGGCCACACCCUGGGCUUCCAGAUAAAUAAGCACAAUAUCCCCCACUUAACGUAGGCCACACUUUCUAGGCACAUAUCUUGUGCCUGCAACAGGAGCCGGAUAAAAGUCAUUCCUUGGGGGCUUGAAGGCUUUCUGUUGCUAAUGCCAUCUUUCCAAGAAAGGGGGAGAAGCUUACGAGGAGAAAUCAAGAAAUCCCAGGUACAGCAGGUUGACAAAAACUUAUAAAGAGCUCCUGCACCAUAGUCUCUCUUGUUAACACCUCCCCAGGAUUAGCUUGUUUUGCACAGCAUCCAGGCUGGGCCAUCAAUUUCCUCUAGUUGACCUCACCUUGGCCAGGACAACUCCCCAUACCUCAGAGAUGGGGGUGGCCAAAGUCAUCCGGCACUUCAGUGGGGGUGACGGGGCAGGAGAACUCCAAGAAGAUGGGUCAGUGGAAUCCCCCCAAAACUGCCACAACGGCAAGCUCGUCACCAUCCAGCCACGCAGCCGUUUUGUGAAGAAGGAUGGCCACUGCAACGUGCAGUUUGUCAACAUGAGUGAAAAGGGUCAGCGGUAUCUUACUGAUAUGUUCACCACCUGUGUGGAUAUCCGCUGGCGCUGGAUGUUUCUCAUCUUCUGCCUUUCUUUUGUGCUCUCCUGGCUUCUCUUUGGCUUCACUUUCUGGCUCAUUGCUGUACUUCACGGAGAUCUUGCACCUGAGCACCCUCCCAACUCAAGGCCUUGCUUCUCCGAGGUCACCAGUUUCAUGGCUGCCUUCCUCUUCUCCUUGGAGACCCAGACGUCCAUUGGAUAUGGCUUCCGUAGCGUGACAGAGGAAUGCCCCUCGGCUGUCCUAGCUGUGGUCUUGCAGUGCAUUCUGGGAUGCAUCAUUGAUGCCUUCAUCAUUGGUGCCAUUAUGGCCAAGAUAGCCAAGCCAAAGAAACGCAAUGAGACCCUUGUUUUUAGCGAGAUUGCUGUGGUGGCCAUGCGAGAUGGAAAGCUCUGCCUUAUGUGGCGUGUAGCUAACCUGCGGAAGAGCCACCUGGUAGAGGCCCAUGUCCGGGCCCAGCUGCUGCAGCCUCGUGUGACCCCUGAAGGCGAGUACAUUCCCCUGGAUCACAGUGAUAUUAAUGUGGGCUUUGAUAGUGGCACUGACCGCAUUUUUCUGGUCUCCCCUGUGACCAUUGUGCAUGAGAUUGAUGCAGAAAGCCCUCUUUAUGAGUAUGGUCCUAUGGAGCUGGCCAACGCUGACUUUGAACUGGUAGUCAUUUUGGAAGGUAUGGUAGAAGCUACUGCCAUGACCACUCAAUGCCGUAGUUCCUAUCUGCCAAGUGAACUGCGCUGGGGACAUCGCUUUGAACCUGUACUCUUUGAGCGGCGUGGGCACUAUGAGGUUGAUUACCAGCACUUCCAUCGUACAUAUGAGGUGCCUGGAACCCCAGCAUGCAGUGCCAAGGAACUCAGCCAACGUAAAUACAGGGUCUCCCCCAUUGGAACCACUGCUGCUCGUUCUUCCUUCUGCUAUGAGAAUGAAGUGGCACUUACAACCUGUCAUGAGGAAGAGGAGGAGGAAGAAAGCCAGGGAAAACACCGAGUGAGUAUGGAGAAUGAAACAACCACUAUCACAUGACGUGAUUCUUGUCCCUCAACUGAGGAGAGCUGAGGAAAGAAGAGGUAGUAGCACCCAUAUCAGAUUUCACAUAGUUGGGCUAUUAAAACAAUUGGCCAAAGUACCACAUUUUCAUACUUUGACUGACUGUACUCCCAAAUCAAACACCUCAACUUGGUCAUUGCUAGAAGAAAUAGCAUGGAAUGAACGGAAGACUUUUCUAGAUCAUUUGUCUCUGAGGAGAGUUAAGGGGUUACAGAUAUACACUAUGUCUAUGUGAGGGGAAAGGGGAAGUUUUAGCCCAGGCAAACUUGCGAGAAAGAAUAUCCAUUUCAUGGACUUCAAAACAGCCCAUGUAUAACCUGAUGUUUGUAGUAAUACAAAUUAAGAUAACACUAAUUAGGUGGAAGUCUGAUGGAUCAACAAUAUGUUUACUGUAAGGAGCUUGAAAACUCUGUAAGAAGAUGCUUGAUGACGCUGUACUAGUGGCUGCCCCAUCGUAGCUGUCUCAUGUCUGAAGCUUCAGGAAACAAAUGGAGCAGCAACAUUCUGUGAACAAUGGAAAUGGUGGUUUAGGUGAAAUUCUACAGAACUAGAAUAUGUCUGGUCUAUAAUGAAGCAGUUCUGCCAAGUUUAAAGAUGUGCAUUUAUUUUCAGAGAUAGAAAUGAUAUAUCCACAGGGCAAUAACCUAAUCGUACACCCCAGGAAUACCACUUUUUCAAACGCAGAUGAGGAACCCUUUCCUAAUUAGUCCUGCAAAAUUAACUGGAAAUUCUUAACAAGUACACAUGCUGAGAAGUUUAUUAUUGUGGUCUGAUAAUACUUGGAAUAAAGGAGUCUUUAUAAGAAUGGGUAAUGUAGUGUACUGCAUAACAUACACAUGGAACUACAAAACAAGUGUUUGCAUUAAAAAUGCAACUUAACCUGUGA